GCACUUCGUUGGCAGUGUGGCCCUGAAAUAAAACCAAACAGACUGGGUGUAAAGUCCAUAGACAGCAGUGGACUGAUUGUGUCAAAGCCCAUGUCCUCACUGGAGACCCUUUUAGCCUAUGUCAUUUUCAUAUUUAGAACAUAAUGGAGAUUCAAGUGUUCACUCUGGAUGCCUUCACUAAUUUACCUUUCAAGGGAAACCCUGCGGCCAUUUGUCCACUGAUGCAUGAACUGAGCGAUGACUUGUAUCAGAAGAUAGCAGUAGAGAUGAACCUGUCAGAAACAGCUUUCAUCACCAGGAUCAACCCCUCUGAUAGUUUUACAACAGGAUCACGCUUCAAACUUCGAUGGUUUACACCAACCAAUGAAGUGAACCUGUGUGGUCAUGCCACUCUUGCCUCUGCUGCAGUGCUUUUCAACUGUAAGAAGAAUGUCAACCCCAAACUGGUGUUUGAGACCAGGAGUGGAGAUCUGGCUGUCACCCAGCAGGGGGAGGGAUACCUCAUGGACUUUCCUCUCAACCCACCCACCCAGCAGGAUCCCAAUGACUUCAGAGACAUCAUCCAGGCUGCAGUUGGAAACCUCCCAAUCCAGGAUGUUUAUCUGAGCUCCACCACCAAGAAACUGAUGGUUCGACUGGCUGACAGCUGUGACAGGUCAGCACUAACCAGUCUGAGAGUUGAUCCUGUCGCUUUGCAGAGCAGUGAUAGGAGUGGAAGAGUCAAAGGACUAAUCCUCACCAUGAAAGGAUCCCCAGACUGCCAGCCAGGAUACGACUUCUACUCCAGAUACUUUGCUCCGUGGAAUGGCAUCCCUGAGGAUCCCGUCACUGGGUCGGCUCACACCGUGCUGGGUAGCUACUGGUCUGAGAAACUAGGAAAGAAGAGAAUGCUGGCUUACCAGUGCUCCAGGCGAGGUGGGGAGCUGGAACUGGAAGUGAGAGACGACGGAAGAAUCAACAUAGGUGGACAGGCCGUCACUGUGCUGCUGGGAACGAUCACACUAUAGCUGAGGACACAUGCAAGCAAAGAGAGUUGGGGAUGACGGGACUGUCCGUAUGUACCUGCACACAGGAGCAGACACAGGGUUUCCAACAUUUGAUAGAGAUGGAUUAAAUAAAAAGAAAAACAGCUUAUUGUCCAGACUGGAUCAUCUAUUAUUUAAACAUCACCAAGCAACAAACUACAAGAUGAAAAGAAGCUCUCACGCUUUGAUAGUAUUUGUAUUAUUUAUUCACCACACAAAGGAAAAAUCACAAUGUUAAAAAAGUAAAAAUAAAAUACAGACAAGACGGGUAAAAUCAGAGGUUGUGUCGAAAUAGAAUCAGUUAGCUUCUGGCGGGACGUUAUCUGACAUGCUCUACUCUACAGAAAAACUUAAUCAUCAGUUAAAUCAUCGCAGGUCAUUAACGUUAGAUUACAUCUGAGGCAAAUAUAUUUCUUAAAGAUGAUGGUUUCCUACAAACUCCUGGAGUUUUAACUGGUGUCAAGAUAGCAGGUAGUUUCCUUUGUAUUCAUUUUGUCUGCGUACACAAAGGAACAGACGCAGAAACCUCAGCCAAUUGUUACAGUUUAACACUGUAAACUGAUGAAUAAAGAGAAAUUAAGAUUUA
Molecule: messenger RNA, 1611 nt
Organism: Epinephelus lanceolatus (giant grouper)
Lineage: Eukaryota; Metazoa; Chordata; Actinopteri; Perciformes; Serranidae
Product: phenazine biosynthesis-like domain-containing protein 1
Biological process (GO): biosynthetic process
Cellular component (GO): cytoplasm
Molecular function (GO): isomerase activity
Source: RefSeq, a predicted model, not a curated record